Biomphalaria glabrata is the source of this 4363-nucleotide messenger RNA. RefSeq lists its product as uncharacterized. The transcript has 2 exons. The record is from RefSeq and is a predicted model, not a curated record. Lineage: Eukaryota; Metazoa; Mollusca; Gastropoda; Planorbidae. Bases 321 to 2939 code for a protein of 872 amino acids.
CUAAUGACGCAGCGGUAGGCCUUCCAUACCUGUAGGUUACCUGUGGGGGAUACUACACCUUUCUUAGAUAAAUACCUACUGUGUUAUUUAAUGUGUUCAAUUUGGACUACAGGUGUGUAUAGGGUACCCCUAAGGUACUAAUCAAGCAACUGUUGUGUUAUUAUUACAGGACUACAGGACCAUAUAACAAAUACCUAUACAGGCCUAGACAUACUUAGGAAAAAGGUGAAGAGAAAACCAAAGAUGCAGACACUUCCAUGUGCAACGACUCCAAUGCUAUUCUUGUUGACAAUGGGGAACGCUUGGCUAGUUGAAGCAUUAUGAAAGAACCCAGUCCGAUUGCUCGCCAAGCCACAUUCAACACUGGGCUAGCAGAAUCCGAGUUCCUCUUGGAUAAACCAUAUGGUUCUAGUCAUAGACCUGUUGUCAAAGAAAGAGACAUUAAGGUCACAUCACUGCACGGUACUCAAGCUUAUUUAAAGAACCCAAAAGCAGCCAAUCAAAACAUUCACGUCAACUCUAAUGAUGUUCAUUCAGACAUUGUCAGUCCGGAGACAGUCCCAUCUAUUUCAUUAUCAGUUAGGAACAAAGUGAAAAAGAAGCCAAGGAUUCGUGUUCCGCAUCUAGAUUUUAGUACCCAGGAAGCAACUAUUGAAGAGGAGACCACUCAGGACUUACUUUUUGUACAGAGAGCUACUAGCAAGGAGCUCAAUCAAGACCUGACCCCACGUAGCAUACGUUCCAACACAAUCAUUGUUACAAGUCCUAAGUUCAGAAAAUCCAGUUCCUUGACUUUGAUUCCAAGAGAAACACCAGACGGCAGAAAAAAGAAAAGUCAUGAAGUGACGAUAAUAGAUGUUGCAAGUCUCAAUAAGACACAGACUCUUGCAGAUUCGAAAAGUUCAAAUGAAAUACUAGAAUAUGAUCACAGAGCAUUAAAAUCCAUUCACCAGACAACUACCAAAACCCCAGCAUUUGAUAAAACAACCACAAGAAAACCUAACAAGCGUAAUGACCAGAACUCUUUGGUGAAUCAAAAUACAGAUUUUCAAGCCAAAAGAAACUUUAGUAGACAAAAUACCGAUCAAGAAGACGACUCAGACCAGCACAAAAGUAUCAGGGGGAAUCUGAUCUCUGGUAAGAUCACACAAGAUUCCCAAUUACACUCUAAGGAUAAAAUAUCGAAGCGGCAAAACAUUUCUACAGACAUGGCAGAGUCUCGAAAAUACGUUUCCGAACAUGAAACAUUUGAAGAAGUGUUGCAAGACCGAAACUCUUUACUGAAGUCAGAAACUACGUACCACAAGAGAAUACGGCAGUUAGAAGACGAGCUCAAGGCCAUAGUACUUCAAUGUCAGACAUUGUCAGAAGAAAACAAAAAGUUGAGAGAAAAGUUGGACAAACUGAAACAAGAAAAUCCAGAGAGCAAGAAACAGAUCGCUUCCUUGGUAGCUGAAAAUUCAAACUUGAACUCACAAAACGAAGAACUCAGAAAGAAAGUUACAGCGUUAGAGAAACAAUUGAAUGUAAACAGUAAGCAUGAAAGUCGAAUUUCUGAGUUGGAGUCUAAAAAUGAUGCACUGGACUCCAGAGUGGCUGAGCUGCAAAAAGAAAAUAAUGGAUUGAAGUUGAAAAUAACGUCUUUAGAAGACAAGAAUCAAAUUAUUUCAACGACUUUACAAGAAAAACGCAAAGAAAAUAACGACCUGAUGCGUGCAAUAAAGGACGCUCCAGCAUUAGAGACAAAACUAAGAGAGUCCAACUUGAAGUUGGAAGAAGCACAGAGAGAACUUGAGACGAUUAAACACGACCUUUAUGAAACAAGUCGUCUGCUGAAGAAUUCCGAGCAGACGAGCGAAAAGCUAAAAGAAAGCAUUUCCGAAAAAGACAGCGAGAUAGCUGAAAUGAUGAAAGAUAGAGAAAACGACCGGCAGACAAUAGAUGAGCUAAAAAAUAAUGUCGACAAAAGCAGACAUGAGCUGAAGAAAUAUGAAAGUAAAAACCAAUCUUACAAAGAUUUAGAAAUUAAGGCAGCGGGAUUAAAGUCAAAGAUUACCUCCCUUAGAGCCCACGUAGAGAGCAUUGCAGGGGAAAACUCCAAAUUGAAGCAAGAAAGAGAAGAAAUGCAGAGACAAGUUGAAAGGUUAAAUGAAGUCUGCUCGGCUAACGCUAACGCUGCAGCUGACAGUAAAAAGUAUUUUAAAAAGUGGCAGUCAGAACGCGAUGCUCGAAUGAAGGCAGAGAAUGAAAUAAUUCAAAAAGAAAAAGAAUCGCGAAGUAUUGAGAAAAGACUAAAAGAAACCGAGCAGACGAUUCAGGAGCUUCAAAAAAGAAUUAAUUCUUUAGAAGAAGAAAAUGAAAAACUUAAAUCCAGGGACACGAAAGAUUUAACUUCUGACAAUAACACUUUAAAAGAAGAGAACAAAAAAUUGAGACAAAUGUUAGUAGAACGAAAUAUUGAACUGACCAACAAAAAGGCAGAAAUAGAAAAUGGUGAAGGUGAAGGCCAAAUUCUUUAUUUAGAACGAAAAAGUCAUUUGGCCAAAGUGGGCGUGCACAAUGUCUCUGUUUGGUCCAAGGACGAACACGAAACACGGGAAAAAGGAAAAGGUUACUCUGUCUCAUUCGCAGGAGCAGACAAGCAUGCUGUAAAGAAGAAAUUUAAAAACAAAGACGGUCAGAAUUCAAAGGACGUCUCACCGAAGUCUCACACAGCAGACGUACAGAAGUCUCACUCAGCAGACCUAAGUCCAAGGACAGUUAAAAGGAAUCCGUUGAGACCCUCUGCAAAAGAUGACUCCAGCGAGGCAGUCAAGAGGACAAGCAUCAACUUACCUCAAAUCGACGGGAGUAGUAGUGACACUUUGUCGGAACAUCAGGCAGGCUACUUCAAUCUUUACAGGGAGAAAUUAAAACGCAAGAAUGGCAGACGGUAUUAACCGUUUCUAGGAUUAUAAGUUACCUGUGCUAUAUGUUUUUAUAUUGAAAGCUACAAGCUCAAUGUUUAAAACGGGUGUUUUUCGGACGCUAUUGCGUUUAUACUGUAUAAGCAUCUGUAACGAUGUGCGCAACCAAGGUACUUCUUUCCUGCCGGUCACUACUCACAAGAAUUAAAGAAGCAUGCCAGUUUACGCCAACUCAAUGUCCAAUUAUCCUUAUUGAGUAUACACUCCAUGGUACAUUUAGAGAUUUGUAACACAGUAACAAGUCUUGGAAUACCAUCCAUAAUCGUAGCUAUUUUGGAGUACUGCGCUGUUAGCUUGACCGUAAAGGAUCCUAACUAUCAUCAGUACCGUAGUGCUAGACAUCUACAACCAAUGGAAAUACAUCCAUCAUGUGCAUUUGGUGUUAGGUGUAUUUUCAUUCAACACAGAUGUAACAUCUGAACUAUCUGACGGCAGUACUUUCGUCACCUCUAAAACAUCUUGAUCUCUUUUUUUUUUUUUAAAAAAAAGCUUAUCUAAGGGGAAGAACUACAGAAUCAUUGUACAUUUCAAUACUGCAGGAAUAAGCUCCCUUUUUACUAUACAAAACAAAAUUAAAAAUUGACAUUUCUCAAGGAGUAGGAUUUAUUCCCUUAUUGUCUCUACCAAACAAAAGAAUCCAUUACCAGGGGAUUAAUUAAUUCAUAGGUUAUUUUGUUUUAUUAAUUCAUAGUUUGCUAGGUACAAUAAAUAAUUGAUCUGAGAAUGGGUAUGUGAGAAAUAACAUACACAAUUUGUACCAGACAGACAGAGUGAUUUGAUAUAAGCUUAGUAAAAAGCAACACGAUUUUGUACUACUGUGUUGAGCUUAUCUUUGCCUUGGUUGCACAGUGUAAGGAAUUAACUCAAUAAUUUGAUAAAGUAACCAAAAUAUGAAUGAUCUAGACCUCCAUGGCGACUGAUUAGUUUGAGAUACACUUUUAUUACAAUCAGCUUUACUAAUGAAAACUACAUAGCCAUGGUGAAAGCAGUUCUACUUUCAGAUUUUUUGAACAAAAAUUAAGGUUAAUGCAAAAUGUUUACAAUAAAUACAUAAAAUAGAAGUAAUUACUAGGUUGAUAAAAAAUUGAUGUUUUUUUUAUUAUGUAAAUAAAGAAAACAAAAAAAUAUACAUUAUUUUGACAAAACAAAUAGAAAUUGUAUGAAAUAUGUACAGGACAACAAUGGCAAUGUUUCAGUUGAGGAUCAGACAACAGUUUACAUUUUAUAUUGGAGUGACACCUACACAUCAUAGUAAUUUAUUGAAUGUUGGUGAUAGGUACUAUGUUAUAUGUACAUUGUUGAUUUUGUCAAUAAAAAUUUGUCAACUAUUUCUAUACACAAGCUGUAAAUACAAAUGUAAGAUUCACUCCUUACAUUUUCAACUUCAGGGCAUUUUU